Molecule: messenger RNA, 3775 nt
Organism: Chrysochloris asiatica (Cape golden mole)
Lineage: Eukaryota; Metazoa; Chordata; Mammalia; Afrosoricida; Chrysochloridae
Gene: ADAMTS3
Product: ADAM metallopeptidase with thrombospondin type 1 motif, 3
Exons: 22
Coding region: 38-3775 (1245 amino acids)
Biological process (GO): proteolysis; extracellular matrix organization
Cellular component (GO): extracellular matrix
Molecular function (GO): metalloendopeptidase activity
Source: RefSeq, a predicted model, not a curated record
GCUUUGCCCAGUAGUUGAAAAGUGAACUCGUCUCGUGAUGGUUCUCCUGUCACUUUGGUUGAUAGCAGCCGCUCUGGUAGAGGUUAGGACUUCAGCUGAUGGACAAGCUGGUAAUGAAGAAAUGGUGCAACUAGAUUUACCGAUAAAGGGACAGAGAGAGUAUGAGCUGGUGACUCCAAUAAGCACAAAUCUAGAAGGACACUAUCUCUCCCAUAUUCUUUCUGCAAAUCACAAAAAGAGGUCAACAAGGGACGUGUCUUCCAACCCUGAGCAGUUGUUUUUUAACAUCACGGCAUUUGGAAGAGAUUUUCAUCUCCGACUAAAGCCCAACAACCAACUAGUAGCUCCCGGGGCUGUUGUGGAAUGGCAUGAGACAUCUCUGGUACCUGGGAAUAUAACUGACCCCAUUAACGAUCAUCAACCAGGAAGUGCUCCAGAAAGGAUCUGGAAAACAGAGCCUUUGCAGACUAACUGUGCUUACGUUGGUGACAUCAUGGACAUUCCAGGAACCUCUGUUGCCAUUAGCAACUGUGAUGGUUUGGCUGGAAUGAUAAAGAGUGAUAGUGAUGAAUAUUUCAUUGAGCCUUUGGAAAAAGGUAAGCAGAUGGAGGAAGAAAAAGGAAGAAUUCAUGUUGUCUACAAGAGAUCAGCAGUGGAACGGGCUCCGAUAGACAUGUCCAAUGACUUCCAUUUUCCAGAGUCGACUCUGGAAGGCCUUGAUGAUCUAGGUACUGUUUACAGCAACGUUGAACAGCAACUGAAUGAGACAGUGAGGAGCCGCAGACACACUGGAGAAAAUGAUUACAACAUUGAAGUGCUAUUGGGUGUGGAUGACUCUGUGGUCCGUUUCCAUGGCAAAGAGCACGUCCAAAACUAUCUUCUUACCCUGAUGAACAUUGUAAAUGAAAUUUACCAUGAUGAGUCCCUCGGUGUGCAUAUAAAUGUGGUCCUGGUGCGCAUGAUAAUGCUGGGCUAUGCAAAGUCCAUCAGCCUUAUAGAAAGGGGAAAUCCAUCCAGGAGCUUGGAGAAUGUGUGUCGCUGGGCUUGCCAACAACAAAAAUCUGAUCCCAACCACUCUGAACACCAUGAUCAUGCAAUUUUUUUAACCAGGCAAGAUUUUGGACCAGCUGGAAUGCAAGGAUAUGCUCCGGUCACAGGCAUGUGUCAUCCGGUGAGAAGUUGUACCUUGAAUCACGAGGAUGGUUUUUCAUCUGCUUUUGUAGUAGCCCAUGAAACUGGCCAUGUGUUGGGAAUGGAGCAUGAUGGACAAGGCAACAGGUGUGGUGAUGAGACGGCUAUGGGAAGUGUCAUGGCGCCCUUGGUGCAAGCAGCAUUUCAUCGUUACCACUGGUCCCGAUGCAGUGGUCAAGAGCUGAAAAGAUACAUCCAUUCCUAUGACUGUCUCCUCGAUGACCCUUUUGAACAUGACUGGCCCAAACUCCCAGAACUUCCUGGAAUUAAUUAUUCUAUGGAUGAGCAAUGCCGUUUUGAUUUUGGUGUUGGUUAUAAAAUGUGCACUGCGCUCCAGUCAUUUGCUGCCACCUCACAGUCUGGAGAAGACCCCACAGAAACAAGUGAUAUACUGCUGGUCUUGGAUGUGUUGACAUUCAAGGCCAUAACCUGGAAACUAUCGGGUGCUCAGAAGAGGAGCUCAGCAGCGCAGGCCAUGGAGGAAGAGGGGUCAACCAGCUUCUGCUGUAAUGCUCAGGCCCAAAUUAUCCCCACCACCCUUUCCACUGCAGGUUUUGAUCCCUCCAGGUGGUGCUAUAAGGGUCAUUGCAUGUGGAAGAAUGCUAAUCAACAAAAACAAGAUGGCAACUGGGGAUCGUGGACCAAAUUUGGCUCCUGCUCCAGGACGUGUGGAACAGGUGUCCGUUUCAGAACACGCCAGUGCAAUCAUCCAAUGCCCAUCAAUGGUGGUCAGGAUUGUCCUGGUGUUAAUUUUGAGUACCAGCUUUGUAAUACAGAAGAAUGCCAAAAACACUUUGAGGACUUUAGAGCACAACAGUGCCAACAGCGCAACUCCCACUUCGAAUACCAGAAUACCAAACAUCACUGGUUGCCAUAUGAACACCCUGACUCCAAGAAAAGAUGCCACCUUUAUUGCCAAUCCAAAGAGACUGGAGAUGUUGCUUAUAUGAAACAGCUAGUGCAUGAUGGAACACGCUGUUCCUACAAAGAUCCAUACAGCAUAUGUGUGCGAGGAGAGUGUGUGAAAGUGGGCUGUGACAAAGAAAUUGGCUCUAACAAGGUUGAAGAUAAGUGUGGAGUCUGUGGAGGAGAUAAUUCCCAUUGUCGAACUGUGAAGGGGACAUUUACCAGAACUCCAAGGAAGCUUGGGUACCUUAAGAUGUUUGAUAUCCCCCCUGGUGGUAGACAUGUGUUAAUCCAAGAAGACGAGGCUUCUCCUCAUAUUCUUGCUAUUAAAAACCAAGCUACAGGCCACUAUAUUUUAAAUGGCAAAGGGGAGGAAGCCAAGUCUCGGACCUUCAUAGAUCUUGGUGUGGAGUGGGAUUAUAACAUUGAAGAUGACAUUGAAACUCUUCACACCGAUGGACCCUUACAUGACCCAGUUAUUGUGUUGAUUAUACCUCAGGAGAAUGAUACACGCUCUAGCCUGACCUAUAAAUAUAUCAUCCAUGAAGACUCUGUACCUACAAUCAACAGCAACAAUGUCAUCCAGGAAGAAUUAGACACUUUUGAGUGGGCUUUGAAGAGCUGGUCCCAGUGUUCCAAACCCUGUGGUGGAGGUUUCCAGUACACUAAAUAUGGAUGCCGUAGGAAAAGUGAUAAUAAGAUGGUUCAUCGCAGCUUCUGUGAAGCCAACAAAAAGCCGAAACCUAUUAGAAGAAUGUGCAAUAUUCAAGAGUGUACACACCCACUAUGGGUAGCAGAAGAGUGGGAGCACUGCACAAAAACCUGUGGAAGUUCUGGCUAUCAGCUUCGCACUGUGCGCUGCCUACAGCCACUCCAUGACGGCACCAAUCGCUCUGUACACAGCAAGUAUUGUGUGGGUGACCGUCCUGAGAGUCGUCGGUCUUGUAACAGAGUGCCCUGCCCAGCCCAGUGGAAAACAGGGCCCUGGAAUGAGUGUUCCGUAACCUGUGGGGAAGGAACGGAGGUGAGGCAGGUCAUCUGCAGGGCUGGAGACCAGUGUGAUGGAGAGAGGCCUGAGUCAGUCAGAGUCUGUCAGCUGCGUCCCUGUAAUGAUGAACCGUGUUUGGGAGACAAAUCAAUAUUCUGUCAAAUGGAGGUGCUGGCACGAUACUGUUCCAUACCAGGUUAUAAUAAGUUAUGUUGUGAGUCAUGUAGCAAGCGCAGUAGCACGCUGCCACCACCAUACCUUUCAGAAGCUGCUGAAACUCAAGAUGAUGCUGUCUUCAACCCUAGUGACCUCCCUAGAUCUCUAGUGAUGCCAACGUCUUUGGUUCCUUACCAUUCAGAGACCUCUGCUGAGAAGAAAUCUUAUAGUAGGAUCUCUGCAUUGCAAGGUCCAAGUCUAUCUGCUGCUUUCAGGCCAAACAGGAAACCAGAUGGUGCUAACUUACCCCAGAGGAGAGCUCAACAAGCAGGAAGUAAGACACUAAGAAUUGUCUCAGUAUCAUCCUCCCCAACCACCAAGAGUAGCGACCUCAAUUCAUCUUCACAGAUGACUGCUGCUCCCCUCCUUGCAGUCAAUGAUUCAAUAGGUGCUGCUUUUCAGACAAGAACCUCAAAGAGAAACGAAAAGAUUGACAAGAGACGCCCUUUAAGGUCUUCCACCUUGGAAAGAUGA